AAUAUAGACACAAACGUCAGUUCAGCAAGUCAGUUGUGAAGUCUAAGUUUGAACCCUCGAUUCAGAUAUUUCUCAUAGAAUCCACCGUCUUCACGUGUUGUUGUUCAUCAAAAUCCUCUCCAUUUUGAUUUCCUUUUCCAAAUCUCGUUUCACUCUCUUUCUCUCCGAUCGUCCUUCAUUUCCGGCCACGAUGCAGUACAAGAACUUGGGCAGGUCCGGCUUGAAGGUCAGCCAGUUAUCCUACGGUGCUUGGGUAAGCUUCGGCAAUCAGCUCGACGUCCGAGAGGCCAAAUCUCUUCUCCAAUGCUGCCGUGACCACGGCGUCAAUUUCUUCGACAACGCCGAAGUCUACGCCAAUGGCCGAGCCGAGGAGAUCAUGGGUCAGGCCAUUCGGGAGCUUGGAUGGAAGCGCUCCGAUAUAGUCGUUUCCACCAAGAUCUUUUGGGGAGGUCCUGGUCCCAAUGACAAGGGGCUUUCUAGAAAGCAUAUUGUUGAAGGUACCAAGGCUUCACUGAAGCGAUUGGAUAUGGAGUAUGUUGAUGUUAUUUAUUGUCAUCGACCGGAUUCCUCCACGCCGAUCGAGGAGACGGUUAGGGCGAUGAACUAUGUGAUUGAUAAGGGGUGGGCGUUUUAUUGGGGAACUAGUGAGUGGUCGGCUCAGCAGAUCACUGAGGCUUGGGGGAUUGCUGACAGAUUGGAUUUGGUUGGCCCGAUUGUGGAGCAGCCGGAGUAUAAUUUGUUAUCUCGGCAUAAGGUUGAGUCCGAGUUUCUCCCUCUGUACAAUAACUAUGGCAUAGGUCUAACGACAUGGAGUCCACUGGCUUCGGGCGUGCUCACUGGAAAAUACAACAAGGGAAGUAUACCACCUGAUAGCCGAUUUGCUUUGGAAAAUUACAAAAAUCUUGCAAAUCGAUCUCUGGUUGAUGAUGUGUUGAGAAAAGUCAAUGGGUUGAAACCAAUUGCAGAUGAGCUAGGUGUCCCGUUGUCUCAGCUAGCAAUUGCGUGGUGUGCUGCUAAUCCUAAUGUCUCAUCAGUUAUCACUGGCGCCACAAAAGAAUCUCAGAUUCAGGAGAACAUGAAAGCUGUGGACGUGAUCCCAUUGCUAACUCCUGCAGUAAUGGAGAAGAUUGAGGCUGUUGUUCAAAGCAAGCCAAAGCGCCCAGAGUCGUUUAGGUGAACAUAACACAUUCUUUAGCAGUUAGCACCAUAGUCUUCUGUGCAUUGCUUAGCAACUUCCUUCCUUAUCUCUGUGUUGUCAUUAUUGGUGUGCUCUUCUAUGACGACCUUCUUUCUGCCUUGUUUGUUGGGAAUUUCUUUUUUCUCGUCUUCUUUGGUGUGUGAUUUUGAGGAAGGAAAAAAAAAAAAAAAGAAAAAAAAAACAGUUCAUUAUAUUAUAAAAACUUGAGUUGUGUGAACCA
Molecule: messenger RNA, 1418 nt
Organism: Cucumis melo (muskmelon)
Lineage: Eukaryota; Viridiplantae; Streptophyta; Magnoliopsida; Cucurbitales; Cucurbitaceae
Product: probable voltage-gated potassium channel subunit beta
Exons: 4
Coding region: 191-1177 (328 amino acids)
Source: RefSeq, a predicted model, not a curated record